CUCAUUCUCUAUCCCUUCUAUUUCUCUGUGCUAGGCGUACUUUCCGCCGUUCAUAAAAUACAGCGACAACAAACGGCAACAUGGUUGGGUAUGCGAGUUGACUAGUGGGACGUAGAAGCUAUUCCUAGAAUGAGUCUAUCAUAAUAUGGAAAAGAAACGUAGGGAAUAUAGAAAAAAAAUAAAAGUAUCAUUUGAUGAAGAAAUAAUUACAAAAUAUAAAGCGGAAGAAAUACUUUCCGAACAAAAAGUUAUAGAGCAGAAUAAUACAGAUGCUUCGUUUAUUAAAAUUAAUAAUGAUCCAGUUCAAAAUCAAAAAGGUAAAAAACGAAAAGUAGCUCAAGUUAAAGUCGGCGAAAAUAUAAAUUUUAAGGAUAAAGAAAAAAUUAAAGACUCCAAGGAAAAACGUAAAUCUGCUGAAUUAGAUAAUAUAGUGACAAGUAAAACAGAGCCUGAAGAGCAAGAAAAAACAACUGAAAAAAAGGAAUCCAUACGCGCCCGAAAACGAGAAAAACAUGCCCAACUUUUAGAGCAAAGAAAAUUAAAAGUUGAUUUACAACUCCAACAAAAUGCUCUAAAUUAUUUAUCUUUGUGGAAACAUGAUAGAUCAGAAUGGAAAUUUGAGAAACUAAAACAAAUUUGGUUACAAAAAAAUCUUUUCGAUACGAGCAAAAUUCCUAAUGAUUUUUGGGAAACAACUGUUAACUAUUUUAAUGGCGCAAAAGGGCAUUCUAGACAAGAAGUUCUAGAAGCUGCUUUAAAAAUUGUUGACCGAGAGGAGCAAUCUGACCAAGAUCUAGAUAAUAGUGAACUUCAAGAACAGUUAAGGAGAGCCAGAAAUAUUAUACAAAUUUUACAAUAAUCUGUUAAUUUAGUGUGAAAUAAAUUUCUGAAAGUGUAAAGGAAGUUGAACUUAUAAAUAGGUAUAAACUUUUGAAAAUUAAAAUGUUUAUAUGUUUUAUUAAUAAAUUCUGGAUGUUAUAAUUACA
Sitophilus oryzae (rice weevil) is the source of this 986-nucleotide messenger RNA. RefSeq lists its product as uncharacterized. The coding region runs from base 146 to 859 and encodes 237 amino acids. NCBI's taxonomy places the organism in Eukaryota, Metazoa, Arthropoda, Insecta, Coleoptera, Curculionidae. The transcript has 2 exons. The record is from RefSeq and is a predicted model, not a curated record.